UGGCGUUUUCCCCCAGACUGAUUUCUUGGAACUGUGUCAGAAUCUGCCAGGAGCUUGUUUGAGUCCCAGGUGGACCAAGUAGUUGGAGUGUUGUCUACAUAAUAGCAGCUGGGAAAUUAAAAGGCUCUUCGUGUCUGUCUCUGUGCACCUUGGAUCUGCUCACCAGCAUCCAUAAGUGUCUGUCUCCUCCUUUACUUUGGGGAAGGAGUCGUACAGAGUCAGAAGCUGUCUAGGACAGUCAUUUGUCCCCACUGGAUUAAUAAUGCACUGAAGUGUUGUUUGAUGCACUGAAAAAAGGUUUAAUGGGCAAGUAGUUGUCUGUUUGACAAAAAGUGUUAGUGCUACUCACAGCUCUCAAAAGUGGUGCUUAUGAGAGUGGUGGGUAAUGUGUUUGUUGCAAAAGACUAUUUUAGGAUAUUUUUUUUAAAGUAUCUAAAAAUACUAAUUACUUAUAUAGUAAUACUAAUUACUUACGCUUUGUGGCUACUGUUGGUUAUCCAUGUGCUUGCCAGUAGGAAGAAAGAAGUGAAUAGUUGCUAGAGAUACCAUUUUCUGAGAGAAGGGGAUGGUUACACGAGAAAUGUCAUAAAACACUUAGUGCCCUGAGCCUUUGGGUUUGUAUUGUGCUUUGCCAGUGAUUGUUUUGACUUUACAUUUUAAGGAUGGAGACCAAAAGGUUGAGUUUUCUGUGGCCGUUGCUGUUCUGGAUGGACUUUAGGACAGAUUGAUUCUUUGGGAGAUGUCCAUGUGUGUGGUGAUAGGAGUUGGGGGGGAAUUAUGGGAGGAAGGGUAUCUGUACUGUCUGACUUGAGAUAUGGGCAGGCACAGGUAGGCUCAGCAGAGUAUGACCACACAUACUUCAUUUGCACAGGGGUGAUGAAAUAUAUUCUUACAGUUUCUGUGAGGCUUAUUCCUGUGGUCCUGAAUUCUUACAUUAAGUUGAGCAAGUCAGAGGAGCUCCUCUCCCAUGUAAUGGCAUAGAAUCUUGUGUGCUCUUUCCACGGCAAUGUGCUCGUAGGUCUUCCAGGUGCUAAUUUUAAGUGAGCUUGUCUUUGCUCAGCCCCUUUCUCUGUGCUUCAGGGCUGGAGGUAGCUGUAGGCAAUAACCUACUCAUUUGGGGUUUAACAGGGAGGUGUGUACUCACCAUGUGUAGAGGAGAAGGUGUUUUCUCUGUGGAGGUUGCGUAGUCCCCACAUUCAUGUGGCAAAACAGCUUUAGGUGACAAGUUAUUGAUUAUUCUGUUGCUUGAGAGUAAUUUCCAGUGCAAGAGUGUGAGCAGAGAGGUAAUACUGUGCAGACUUAGGGUUAGCAGUGAUUUCUCUGAUGUGGAUAAGUGGAAUAUUUUGUGGAACCGAAGACUUUGUGUGUGCCAUAACUUUUUAUUGGCAAGGCAUAAACAUGGGAAAGUCCACACUGCUUCAGAAUAAGUUAGGACCAUCUAGAAAUUGAUGACUGGCUGUGAGUUGCUGUCUACUCAGCUUAGAUGGACAAGUUAUCUCUUGAUGUUGAGAAAAUAAUUUAUAAAUAAGGGGGAUUUGUGGCUUACUAGGGAAUGAUAGAACAUGGUAUUUUUCACAAAUCAUCAGCUGUUUUGGGUGGGAUGUGGUCCAUGUGCCAUGUGAGGUGACCCUGGUGCAAGUGGCCCCUGCCUUUCUGGUAGAAGGUGCAUGUGGAGCAUGUCAGCUGAAAGUCUGAUGUGUGAUAAUUUGUGUAGUUUGGUUGAGGGCUGAGGUCUGCAAACCCUGCAGUGGAAAGAGCCAGGACAGUGUAGGUAGUCAGGGCAUCUACUGAUGGCAGAGCAGAGCUGUGUGGUGUUCAGGUGGCACGUGAAUUUAUGUGCACAUGUGACACUGUGUCUUUAGCCCCAGCAGUUCUUUAGGUACCCUGUGUAUUUUCUGCCCUUGUUUAGGAAAAAGGGCAGAGGAACCUGCCAUCCAGGAGAUGGAUGCAAGUGUAUUUUAACAAGCACAGGUCUAUCCAUGCCUGUGACAUCAGUCACUGCUGCCUCCUUUGUGCCAGUGAGCAUGUGGCCACCUGGCUGGAAGAAACAUGAAAGUUGUCUCCUGAAAAUUAUUCCUGUCUUAUCUGGAGCCAGUUUUCAGCUGGAUCACAAGUGCUAGCAAUGGAAGGGAUACAGUUGGGUUGGCUUGGGCUGGUGGGAGUUGCUUUCCUGGGUCCAGCAGGGCAGUUGGCGUACAGGAGGGUUAAGGCUGCGUUUUUGACAGACCUGUUUGAAUGCUGGUGGGUCCAAUCCUAGUUGUGUUACAAGCUUUAUGCAUUCCUGGGAAAGGAUGAGGAGGGCAGCUUUUGCUAAGAGGUAGAGGCAGAUUUAAAGGUGUAUUUAAUAGCCCUUGGUAGGGAGCCAUAUCUAGAAAUUGGGGCUGGUUCAAGGGAUUGAAGAGCAUCCUGUGUUCCUCCAUCCUCCAAUGCCAUGGGGAGAUGUGUGGGGUGUAGAAUACUCAUGUCAAUUUAUCUGUUUGCUUUUACAUGAUCUUAAGGAAGUCUGACAGCUCAAUAAAAGCGUUGAAUAACCCUUCCUGAGUCCUCUUGUUUCCCAGUUGCUCUCCUUAUCAAUGAGGUGUGUAAUCAAGUACUUCAUUAAACAGCAGCUUAUUAAAAAGUAAUGUGCAGUUCAGCUGCAAGUGUGUAAAAAUAAUCAAAUGCUUAACAAAACUGGUAAGUGCAGCACAUGAUGAAAACCAGUGGUAGCUCUUGGGUGUAGAGGAUUCACCUUUUGCCAGUGCAGCUGUUGUCCCUGUUAUGUGGUUGAAUGAGGGUCGGAGAAAUAGGAUGUGCCCUUCCCAGUAAAAUUGUGCUGAAGGAGCGUGUUGGCUGAUUACCCCACCUCUCAGGUCACACGGGGAAUCCACUGGUGGAUGCUCAUGCAGAGGUUUGCUUCCUGGUGGCUGGCAGGAUGAGUGGUGGCUCAAAUGCCUCCUGCUGCUGCUGGUUUUGGUCCCUCCUAAAGCUGCUGCUCUUCCCAGAGCAGUCUCUUACUCCGCUCUCUCUCCUUCCUUGCCCACUCCACUGUCACAGAUACAAUUCAGGGUGCAGGCUCAGCUGGCAUUCAAAGUUGUCUUUUGUUUUCUGUAGCAGCAGGUCUCUAGCCUUUUUUCUUCUUCCAUGCUGAUUUUUGGCUCUCACCAGCCUCAGACCAGCACAGACUGACAGUCUCAGAAAGGCCACGGGGAAAAUAGCAGCGUGCUCUUUCUUGUACACAGAGAAAGGUUUCUUGCCUUUAAUGCUUCAUGUCACAGUAAGGCCACAAGUCUGAUACUUUUAUCUACUUGGUAUGCCUUUAUUUCAUCUCUCCACAUUCUCCUUCUCAAAGAGGGGGAGAAAAGAGUGAAGUGAAUCAGUGAUGUCUGCAGCUGUUCCUGCUGGAGCAGCCAUAAUGCUGUACACCUCCGGGUACUUGACCACUUAUCACUGCCAAGCUUCUGCAGUUUAAAGGCCUAAAGUAGGAAUGAGCUAGUUUAGAUGUUUUUUUUUCACCUUCUGUUUGCAGUGCAGUAGUAUGGUGGCUGGUUUGUAGAAGUACAGGGGUGGUUCACAAAUACUUAACGGAGAGGUAAACCAAGAUGUGCAUUUGCGUCUUGUUGGUUACUCUGUGGUAGCUGUUCGUGUACGUCCUCUCAGCCUUGUGCUCUCCAAAUCACUGUGGAGAGCAAGCUGUCUUGUGCUGGCUGGGGACUAAGACCAUGCAGGUGAGCAGCAGAGAUGGGACACUAGGGGAUGGAAUUACAUUGCAGGAACUGGGUAGCCUAAAAGAUGGAUGGUGUCCCUCUUCCAGGCCUGAUCUGUAAUGCAGUUUUUUGCCAAGUUGGGAUUGAGUGUUUCAAGCAAUGGAGCUCUGGCCGUUGUUUGUGGUAGAUUCUUCCCAUCCUGCUGUGUGCUGGUGUUUUCCUCUUCAAGGGAAAAAGUGAUUUCUGUCGCUGCUUUGGUAGAGGUGUGUCAGUAUUGGCACUGGCAUGGCUUAGCCUGUAUUGUUUCACUGGGUGGGGUGGGGGAAAGGGGAGAGGAGAUAUUACUGGGUAAUUGGAUUCAGGGAUGAUUGUGCUGCUGUGGUAAGUUUUACUGGAUGAAGCAGCUUGUUGCGAUAGGUGUUUGUUUCAGCUUCUGUCUGCAGGUGUGACUUGGCCAGAUAAGGAUGGUCUAUCACGCUGAUGAUUUCAUUGUUUGAUUUGGCUGGACUGGGUGGAGAAUGUAGCUGCAUUGUUUGGGCCUAGCUUUGUAGUUUGGUUUUGUGAAGUGGAUUACAUGGCAGUGCAUUGCUACAUUAUUAAGGUGAAGCUGCAGUAGAUAAUAGUUGGAGAAUGUUGGAGGGAAGAGAAUAUGCACAGGGUUUCACAAUGCGUAACUAAUUGAGCCUCCAGCUCCUGCGUUUCUGUUGGGAGAUCUGGUCAGCAGAAUGCACUGGGAUUACACAGAAAACCUCGGGUGGUGAUUUCAGUUUGCAGUCAUACUUUAACUGCAGGGCUGUCCGUGCUGUGUAAAUAGCUGAGAGUGCUCUGAGAGACCAUGCUGGCCCUGACAGUGUGUGUGUGUUGUCUGGAUUCAUACUGUUCUUGCAGCCUCUACAGUUUUCACAGUGGGUGAGGGAGAAGCUGACUCCUUUUUUACUGACUUCAGUUUUACCAUUAAGCUGUUCCUCAAAGCCUGUGUUCCCUUGUAUUACCAAACUUUCAGGCACUUAAACUUGCUUUAACAUGUGAGUGAGCAUUAAUUGAUGCAGGGCUGUCUGUAUUGCUGAAAAUCUGGCCGAUGGGUUCUUGGGCCAUGGACUCUUCUGACCUUAUAGGAAAUAACCAUAGUACAAGGUGGGGUUGGCCCCUCUAUCUUGAGCAGACUUGCAGUAUGCCUUACUUGGGAAGGGUUGCCAUUGGAUUCCCUUCUCCCUGUAGUGUGUACAAUGACGUAAAGUAGGAGCUGUCAGAACAGUAGGUAGUGCCUCCUCCUCCUAAAACCUGCCCGGUUUUCCCCUAGAUGUGACUGCCUGGCUCUGCCUGAUGCUUGAUGUUUUUAUUUAAACAUGUUGGGCUCUGGAGGAGGUUGUAUAUGCGAAGCACAGGGGUUUGGCAGGAGUUACUGAGCACACAGUGAGGGGAAGGUGAGCCUUUGAAGAGAGAUGGGUGCAGAGAAGGGAAGGUGACAUGUCCAGGCUUUGUGUCAGCUUCUCUAAGCACAGAUGAGCUCAUGGGAAUUGAGCUGGCUGAAAUGUGGGAGUGCUAAAGCAGGUCUGACCUAUUUCUCCUCCAUGGGUAGCUUUUCAGAUUCUUCCAGUCUGAUGGUGGCUUUUUGGGGUGCUGACAAAUCUUGUCAGUCUGAGCAGAGGCUUCCCCUUGUCAGUGGUUCAGAGCAAGCUUUGAUUCCUCUGCUUCUGGGUGCAUGGAAGGGGUGCACAGCUUGGCUUUGGCUGUGUGUUCUCGUUGGUGAAACUUUUCCUCUCUCUUCUGUUCCAGGUGAUCGUUUCUUGUGAGACAAGUGGUUUGCAACUCAUGGCCUCCACGAUGAGUACUGCCGUGUCGUGACACCAGGGGUCUUGGGUGCCCUGGAGAUGCGAGACUUCCCCUGGGCGGCAGGAGGCACGCGUCUAGAGAAUGCUGGAGCUGCAGGAGGGAAGUGCCCAGUGCAAAACCAGCGAGGAGCCAAGAGAAAAAAGGCAAGCAGACAGCCAGCACUGAGAGGAGCGGGUGGCAGGAAGCGCUUCGACGCUGCCUCUGGCGGCACGAUCCCCAGGGGAACUUGACGAGAGCCCAUCUGCGUGCGUGUGAGACUGUGAGCUCAGGAUUUCUGUCAAUGCAUUCCAGUAACCCCAAAGUGAGGAACUCCCCGUCAGGCAACACACAGAGCCCCAAAUCAAAGCAGGAGGUGAUGGUCCGCCCCCCUACAGUGAUGUCCCCGUCUGGCAACCCUCAGCUGGAUUCCAAAUUUUCCAACCAAGGCAAACAAGGGGGCUCCACCAGCCAAUCCCAACCCUCUCCCUGUGACCCCAAAAGUGGAGGUCACACCCCCAAAGUGCUCCCUGGCCCAGGUGGGAGCAUGGGGCUGAAGAAUGGGGCUGGAAAUGGUGCCAAGGGGAAGGGGAAGAGAGAGAGGAGCAUUUCAGCAGACUCCUUUGAACAGAGGGAAGCUGGGACUCCUAAUGAUGACCCUGAAAUCAAAGACUGCAAUUCUGCUGAUCAUGUGAAGUCCCAGGAGCCUCAGCACACACCACACUCCAUGACUCCUUCAAAUGCUUCAGCCCCGAGGUCUUCCACACCUUCCCAUGGUCUGACUGCCACUUUGGAGCCAGCAAGUGGGCAGAAGACUCCAUCCAAAGUGGUUUACGUCUUUUCUACUGAGAUGGCCAACAAGGCUGCAGAAGCUGUGCUGAAGGGACAGGUGGAAACCAUUGUGUCCUUUCACAUCCAGAACAUCUCAAACAGCAAGGCGGAACGAAACACUGUACCCUUGAACCCCCAGAUCACUGCACUUCGGACUGAACCCAAGCCCCUGCCGCAGCCCCAGCCCCCCGCUGCCCAGGACCAGAACCCUCCCCAGAACGCCAAAAUGCAGCCGACCCCACCCGUGUCAGCGCCGGUGUCCAAAUCCAGUGGCCCCCCAUGUCCCAUAGAUCAGGACAGUCCCAGCGUGGAGAGCAAAGUGAUGUCCGUGGGCAGCCCUGCCAACUCUACCCCGUUGCAGACGGAAGGAUUUGGGCAGAGUUCGACCCCCAAUAACCGAGCGGUUAGCCCGGUUUCCCAAGGUAGCAAUAGCUCAGCUGCAGACCCCAAAGGUCCUCCCCAGCAGGUGUCUGGUGGGGACCCAUCCAGUUUGGGCGAGAAUCCAGAUGGACUGUCACAGGAGCAGCUGGAGCACCGAGAGCGCUCACUGCAGACCCUGCGAGACAUACAGCGCAUGCUCUUCCCUGAUGAGAAGGAGUUUGCUGGAGGGCAAAGUGGGGGGCCUCCCCCAAAUGCUGGGGUGCUGGAUGGUCCCCAAAAGAAACCUGAAGGGCCGAUACAGGCUAUGAUGGCUCAAUCCCAAAGUUUAGGCAAAGGGUCAGGGUCUCGGACAGAUGGAGGGGCUCCGUUUGGCCCUCAAGGACACAGGGACAUGCCUUUUUCCCCAGAUGAAAUGGGGCCACCACCAAUGAACUCCCAGUCAGGACCCAUAGGCCCGGACCACCUGGACCAUAUGACUCCUGAGCAGGUGGCCUGGCUCAAGCUGCAGCAGGAGUUCUACGAGGAGAAGAGGAGAAAGCAAGAGCAGGUGGUUGUGCAGCAGUGUUCCCUGCAGGACAUGAUGGUCCACCAGCACGGGCCUCGUGGGGUGGUCCGAGGUCCUCCUCCUCCCUACCAGAUGACCCCUGGUGAGGGCUGGGGACCUGGGGGCCCAGAGCCCUUCCCUGAAGGCAUGAACAUGUCACACUCUCUGCCCCCCAGGGGCAUGGCCCCUCACCCCAACGUGCCCGGGAGCCAGAUGCGCCUGCCUGGUUUUGCAGGAAUGAUGAACCCUGAGAUGGAGGGCCCCAGUGUCCCGAAUCCCGCCUCACGGCCUGGGCUUUCGGGAGUUAGUUGGCCAGAUGAUGUGCCAAAAAUCCCAGACGGCCGAAACUUCCCUCCUGGCCAGGGUGUCUUCAGUGGCCCUGGCCGAGGGGAGCGGUUUCCCAAUCCACAGGGCCUGCCCGAAGAGCUCUACCAGCAGCAGCUGGCUGAGAAACAGAUGGGCCUUCCUCCUGGUCUGAACAUGGAAGGCAUCAGGCCCGGCAUGGAGAUAAACAGAAUGAUGCCCUCCCAGAGACACAUGGAGCCUGGGAACAACCCCAUCUUCCCUCGCAUGCCGGUAGAAGGACCGAUGAGCCCUUCCAGGGGGGACUUCCCAAAAGGAAUACCCCCACAAAUGGCUUCUGGCAGGGAGCUGGAGUUUGGGAUGGGCCCUGGCAGCAUGAAGGGGGACAUGGGCAUGAAUGUCAGCAUGGGCUCCAACCCACCCCUGGUCCCUCAGAAGCUGAGGGAGGCAGGAGUCGGGCCGGAAGAGAUGAUGAAGCUGCGCCCUGGCGUCUCGGAGAUGCUCUCCUCUCAGCAGAAAAUGGUGCCGCUGCCGUUCGGGGAACACCCGCAGCAGGAGUAUGGCAUGGGUCCCAGGCCUUUCCUCCCCAUGUCUCAGGGCCCAGGAGUCGGUCUCCGGAAUCUCAGAGAACAGAUCGGGCCUGACCAAAGGACUAACAACCGGCUCAGCCACAUGCCGCCACUACCUCUCAAUCCCACCAGUAACCCCAAUAGCCUCAACACUGCUCCCCCCGCGCAGCGCAGCCUCGGCCGCAAGCCCUUGGAUAUCUCCGCAGCUGGUCAGGUGCAUUCGCCAGGAAUCAACCCCCUGAAGUCCCCCACGAUGCGCCAGGUCCAGUCUCCCAUGAUGGGGUCUCCCUCGGGGAACCUCAAGUCCCCCCAGACGCCCUCCCAGCUGGCAGGAAUGCUCGCGGGCCCCACUGCCGCAGCCGCUGCUGCCUCCAUUAAGUCCCCCCCUGUCUUGGGGUCUGCUGCUGCUUCUCCUGUCCACCUCAAGUCUCCGUCUCUCCCCGCACCUUCUCCUGGAUGGACUUCAUCUCCAAAGCCUCCUUUGCAGAGCCCCGGGAUUCCCCCGAACCACAAGGCGUCUCUGACCAUGUCUUCUCCAGCCAUGCUGGGGAACGUGGAGUCGGGUGGUCCACCUCCUUCCACAGUCAGCCAGUCUGCUCCUGUGACUCUCCCUGGAAACCUUCCCUCUAGCAGUCCUUACACAAUGCCUCCAGAGCCAACCCUCUCCCAGAAUCCCCUCUCCAUUAUGAUGUCCAGGAUGUCCAAAUUUGCCAUGCCGAGCUCUACGCCGCUCUAUCACGAUGCCAUCAAAACUGUGGCCAGCUCGGAUGAUGACUCCCCUCCAGCCCGCUCCCCAAACUUGCCACCUAUGAACAGUGUACCAGGUCCAAACCCAGUGGGUCCAAUGCCAACCCUUAGCCCAAUGGGAAUGACCCAGCCUCUUUCCCAUAACAACCAGAUGCCCUCUCCAAAUGCUAUGGGACCCAAUAUACCUCCUCAUGGGGUCCCCGUGGGACCCGGCCUGAUGUCACACAACCCAAUGAUGGGGCACGGUUCCCAGGAGUCUCCAAUGGUACCUCAAGGACGCCUGGGCUUCCCACAGGGGUUCCCUCCCGUACAGUCCCCUCCACAGCAGGUGCCAUUUCCACACAACGGGCCCAGCGGUGGACAAGGCAACUUCCCAGCGGGAAUGGGCUUCCACGGAGAAGGACCUCUGGGGCGUCCUACCAACCUGCCCCAAAGUUCGACAGAUCCAGCACUUUGCAAGACUGGAGGCCCUGGCGGUCCAGACUCCUUCACUGUUCUUGGAAACAAUAUGCCUUCGGUUUUCACUGAUCCAGAGCUGCAGGAGGUGAUCCGCCCUGGAGCCACGGGAAUACCCGAGUUUGACCUGUCCAGGAUUAUCCCGUCGGAGAAGCCCAGCCAGACACUACAGUAUUUCCCUCGUGGGGAGGUGCCGGGCCGCAAGCAGCCGCAGGGUCCCGGGCCCGGCUUCUCCCACAUGCAGGGGAUGAUAGGAGAGCAGACCCCGAGGAUGGGACUAACGUUGCCUGGCAUGGGGGGCCCCGGGCCGGUGGGAACUCCGGAUAUCCCCCUCGGGACGGCUCCGUCCAUGCCGGGCCACAACCCGAUGAGGCCGCCGGCCUUCCUGCAGCAGGGCAUGAUGGGGCCGCACCACCGCAUGAUGUCACCAGCACAGCCGGCCAUGCCCGGCCAGCCCGCCCUCAUGAGCAACCCCGUGGCCGCCGUGGGCAUGAUCCCGGGCAAGGACCGAGCCCCCGCGGGGCUGUACAGCCACCCGGGCCCCGUGGGGUCGCCCGGGAUGAUGAUGUCAAUGCAGGGCAUGAUGGGACCCCAACAAAACAUCAUGAUUCCCCCCCAGAUGAGGCCCCGAGGUAUGGCUGCUGACGUUGGCAUGGGAGGAUUUAGCCAAGGCCCUGGAAACCCAGGGAACAUGAUGUUUUAAGCUGCUACCAUAAGACUGGAUGUUCUGAUCCUUGUCAAGAUGAGAUUCCAAGUCCUGAGGGCUUUUUUGGGAGCUUCAGGAGUACAGUUUGGCCAUGCAAUAGGUGAAAAGAGACCAGAGGACGCUUUGGGAAAUCUCGAAUGUAUGGAAUUACCUGAGAAAAAAAAAAAAAAAAAAUUAUUCAUUUAAACAGGUUGUUUUUUUUUUAAGAUUUAUUUUUUAAAAAUUAUUUUUGUGGACUUGGGUAUCCCGUGACGGCACCUGCUUUGAGAAUCUGUAGCUGUAUUUUGAGAAUUGCCAUUUGUCACAAGUUGCACCAUUCUCUGUAUGUUUACGUCCUUCGGACUGGCUUCUCCCAGGACUCUCGGUUAUUUUUGGGGUUUUUUGUGUACUGUACUAUAUUGUAAAAGGGAUUUUAGCAGAGACUUUUAGUCUUUGGGGUGAGAGGAGAAUGGGAUUCUAGGCUGUUUACUCUAGGUGGAGAAUCCAUCUUCAGAACUUCGGACUAUUUUCCUUCAACACCCAAUGUAUAGAAAAACCAAACUACGACCUCAGAGCAGAGUAUUAAUGAAAAGCACAAAAAGGAACUUAAGUUCAGUGAGGGGAAUCUUUUAAAAGAAAUAAAUAAUAAGUUAAGGACAUAUUUUUCAAAUUAUGGCGUGCUGUCCAGCACCUUCUGUCUCUCCCUCCCACUCUUUAUUAAAUAGGCUUCUCUCUCUCCGUCCCCUUCUGUCUCCUCCUAUGGCAGCUGCAAUACAUUGUGUUAUUUUGGGGAGUAAAUCUAGGAGAGCCUCUCCUCACGUGGGGACUCUUCCCACUUCUAGGAAGGGGCUGGACUUGGACACUGUUACAUCCUACAGUAGUCUCUCUCACUGUUUCCUAUUCUCCUUUUCUUAGAAACCCCAAGUGAUUUUAUUAAUGUGGGAGUGGAACAGACACUAAAAGUUACCCAGGAUUUUUUUUUUGUGGUUAUUUUUUUUUUUUCCUCCCCAGCGUAAAACGUUCUGUGUAACCUCCAUUAAAUUUGGUACAAAACCACUCGCCAGGGCUGUGGUGUCAGAAAAAUAAAAUAUAUUGUUUCUUACAAAAA
Molecule: messenger RNA, 11119 nt
Organism: Chiroxiphia lanceolata (lance-tailed manakin)
Lineage: Eukaryota; Metazoa; Chordata; Aves; Passeriformes; Pipridae
Gene: BCL9
Product: BCL9 transcription coactivator
Exons: 8
Coding region: 5800-10029 (1409 amino acids)
Biological process (GO): positive regulation of transcription by RNA polymerase II; canonical Wnt signaling pathway
Cellular component (GO): beta-catenin-TCF complex
Molecular function (GO): transcription coactivator activity; beta-catenin binding
Source: RefSeq, a predicted model, not a curated record